This is a messenger RNA of Penicillium samsonianum, 252 nucleotides long. RefSeq lists its product as uncharacterized. NCBI's taxonomy places the organism in Eukaryota, Fungi, Ascomycota, Eurotiomycetes, Eurotiales, Aspergillaceae. Bases 1 to 252 code for a protein of 83 amino acids. The record is from RefSeq and is a predicted model, not a curated record. The transcript is spliced from 2 exons.
AUGGAGCCUGUUCCAUCCGACUAUGCACAUAUCGAUGCUGCAGCUAGUCAUCUUGCACACAUCUUAUGUGAAGCAGGAAUAAGACAUGUCUUUCUCGGCGGAUACGCCGCCUGGCUUCUUGGCAGCAAGCGCGUCACUAAGGAUAUCCACGUGAUCACCGAGAGAUCUGCCCGACAUGCUUUGAACGAGAUUCCCGAGUUUACCUGGUGCGAAGACGAGGAGUGCUGGAAGUAUCCUCGUCGAGAUAUCUAG